GACUCUAAGCUAGAUGUUUAUUGUAUCCUUGAACAACGCCCGAACCUAAAUGUCGGUACUGAUCAAAUCAAGCUCAGAAGAAGGAGCGAUGGGGGAUCGAACGGAAGCGGUGGCCGAAGCCGGGAAAAAUGAAUCCACGGUGAAGUUAUGCCGUCGUUGUAAGAAUCCCUACAAUUCCGCCUCGAACACCCCCUCCUCUUGUAGGUUUCACCCUUCCUUCUUCGUAUGCCGAAGGCACGACGACCAAAAGAGGUACUAUGAACUUGGCCCAGAAGAUCCACCAUACGCGGCCAAGUUCUAUGACUGUUGUGGAGCUGAAGACCCAGAUGCAGUAGGUUGCAGAACAGAUUUCCAUAUAUCAUAUGACGACAAUUGAUCUGUUAUAGAACAUCCAAUUUUUAUGCAAGGUCCAUUAAGUAUGCUUAUAGCACAUAAUAUUGAAACUGCAAUUUGAAUGGUAACUUGAAAAUUUUCACUUUCUACUAUGAAGUUUCUUUGUCGUCAUAUCUAAUAUGCAGUUUCCUUAUAAAAUUUCAAGCUUGUUGAACAUUCAGAUUUUUCUUGUAUGAUAUUGUUGAUUUUUCA
Molecule: messenger RNA, 585 nt
Organism: Dendrobium catenatum
Lineage: Eukaryota; Viridiplantae; Streptophyta; Magnoliopsida; Asparagales; Orchidaceae
Exons: 2
Coding region: 50-376 (108 amino acids)
Source: RefSeq, a predicted model, not a curated record